AUGAUGAGCGGAAGUGGCGGUUCAAGAUAUCCCUUCACUGCUUCCCAAUGGCAGGAGCUUGAACACCAGGCUCUCAUCUACAAAUACAUAGCUUCAGGCAUUCCCAUUCCUUCUGAUCUCAUCCUCCCCAUAAGAAGGAGCUUUCUCCUUGACUCAACUGCAACCUCUCCUUCCCUUGCUUUCCCUACUCAAGCGCAAUUGGGAUGGAGCUGCUUUCAAAUGGGAUUUGGUAAGAAAGCAGAGGACCCAGAGCCAGGAAGGUGCAGGAGAACAGAUGGAAAGAAGUGGAGAUGCUCAAAGGAAGCUUACCUUGAUUCGAAGUACUGUGAGAGGCACAUGCAUAGAGGGAAAAAUCGUUCAAGAAAGCCUGUGGAAAUCUCUCUUUCUGCUAAAACGAAUCAGUCAUCUUCUUCUUCUUCUCCCUCUUCUGCUCAGUCGCCAUAUCUUGCAAACCUUUCAAUCUCCACUCCUCAGAGUAAUUACAACCUCUCAUGCCCUUAUUCAAACUAUUCAAGACCUCCAUGGGCGGCUCAUUUCUCUGCUGAUUCAGGCACUUCACAUCUUCAGUUAAACUCUGAUAAACUCUUUCUAAUUUUACAUUUUUAA
Molecule: messenger RNA, 606 nt
Organism: Dendrobium catenatum
Lineage: Eukaryota; Viridiplantae; Streptophyta; Magnoliopsida; Asparagales; Orchidaceae
Product: growth-regulating factor 1-like
Exons: 2
Coding region: 1-606 (201 amino acids)
Biological process (GO): regulation of DNA-templated transcription; DNA-templated transcription; developmental process
Cellular component (GO): nucleus
Molecular function (GO): ATP binding
Source: RefSeq, a predicted model, not a curated record